CUCUGGGCAAGUGUCCCGAAGAAGAGUUCGAAACAAGCCUGGCCCCGCACCUGUUCAAACCUUCAGGGAGCGUGCGCGGGCACGCCAAACUGUUGGAAAGCACAAAGCGCGCCGGGGCCGUGGACUCGCAGUGCGGCGGCGGAGGAGAGGAGGGGCUCGGGGCAUCCCAGCUGCCCCGAGCUGCCCUAGCCCUUUAGUCCUCAGUGCGGGGCAAGGCUUCUCUGUCUACUUCCUUCCACGUAGCCCGGAACGCGUGAGGAGGGGACCCGUACACCAUGCAGGAUCCUAAUGAAGAUACUGAGUGGAAUGAUAUAUUAAGAGAUUUUGGAAUUCUUCCUCCAAAAGAAGAAAAAAAGGAUGAGACCGAAGAAAUGGUUUUACGUUUACAGAAAGAAGCAGCAGCUAAAUCAUAUGAAAAAAUGACUCUUGCCCAAUUGAAGGAAGCUGAAGAUGAUUUUGAUGAUGAAGAUAUGAGGGCUAUGGAAACAUAUAGACAAAAGCGUUUGCAGGAAUGGAAAGCUCUUCAGAAAACAAAGAAAUUUGGAGAACUAAGAGAAAUUUCUGGCGACCAAUAUGUGAAAGAAGUUACAAAUGCAGAAAAAGAUGUCUGGGUUAUAAUCCACUUAUAUAGAUCAAGCAUCCAAAUGUGUUUACUACUUAAUCAACAUCUGAGUAUUCUAGCAAGAAAGUUUCCAGAAACCAAAUUUGUUAAGGCUGUUGUGAAUAGCUGUAUUCAGCACUACCAUGACAGUUGUUUACCCACAGUUUUUGUGUAUAAAAAUGGUCAGAUAGAAGGAAAAUUCAUCGGAAUUAUUGAAUGUGGAGGAAUAAAUCUGAAGUUAGAAGAACUUGAAUGGAAACUAGCAGAAGUUGGAGCCAUACAAACAGACUUGGAAGAAAAUCCUAAAAAAGAGAUUGUAGACAUGAUGGCAUCUUCCAUUAGAAACACUUCUAUUUAUGAUGAUAGUAAUAGUUCAAGCAGUGACAGUGAUGAGACUAAAUGUCCUUAGAAUUAUUUAAUAAAUGGCUUUCCACUAUUUGUUUUGCCCAAUUAUGUUUAUUAUUGCCU
Messenger RNA from Phascolarctos cinereus (koala), 1069 nucleotides. RefSeq names its product phosducin like 2 (gene PDCL2). Gene Ontology annotation, cellular component: cytoplasm. The record is from RefSeq and is a predicted model, not a curated record. NCBI's taxonomy places the organism in Eukaryota, Metazoa, Chordata, Mammalia, Diprotodontia, Phascolarctidae. Gene Ontology annotation, biological process: protein folding.